Molecule: messenger RNA, 8214 nt
Organism: Lethenteron reissneri (Far Eastern brook lamprey)
Lineage: Eukaryota; Metazoa; Chordata; Hyperoartia; Petromyzontiformes; Petromyzontidae
Product: ras-related protein Rab-4B
Biological process (GO): Rab protein signal transduction
Molecular function (GO): GTPase activity; GTP binding
Source: RefSeq, a predicted model, not a curated record
UCACGUGACCCGAGCGUCCGCCAUCAGCGCCGAGUGAGGAGCAGUAGCGGUAGCAAGAGGCGUCAGGCAAGAGACAAGCGGGGCAGCACCGUGUCAGCAGCGAUGUCUGAGUCGUACGACUUCCUCUUCAAGUUCCUGGUCAUUGGCAGUGCUGGCACGGGAAAGUCCUGCCUCCUGCACCAGUUCAUAGAGAACAAGUUCAAGCAGGACUCGAAUCACACCAUCGGAGUGGAGUUCGGCUCGAAGGUUGUCAACACUGGCGGUAAAACUGUGAAGCUUCAGAUCUGGGACACGGCGGGCCAAGAGCGCUUUCGCUCUGUCACCAGAAGCUACUACCGGGGAGCAGCCGGUGCCCUCUUGGUGUAUGAUAUCACCAGCCGGGAGACGUACAACGCCCUGACCAACUGGCUGGCGGACGCACGCACGCUGGCCAGCCCCAACAUCGCCAUCAUCCUGUGCGGCAACAAAAAGGACCUGGAACCGGACCGAGAGGUCACCUUCCUUGAGGCGUCGCGCUUCGCCCAGGAGAACGAGCUGAUGUUUCUGGAGACGAGUGCGUUGACGGGCGAGAACGUGGAGGAGGCGUUCCUCAAGUGUGCGAGGACCAUCCUCAACAAGAUCGAGUCUGGGGAGUUGGACCCUGAGCGUAUGGGAUCGGGAAUCCAGUACGGAGAUUCGACGCUUCGACAGUUGCGGCAGCCACGGGGAGUGCAAGCCCCAGCCAAGCCUGACUGCGCUUGCUAGCUUUUGAAUUCCGUGCUCGGCUACGGAGACUUGCAGGAAACGGCGAGGACCAGGAGUCGCUCCAUUCCAGCGACCCCCCCCCCCCCUCUCCGUGCAGCGUAUGCAUCAACCCUCUGGCCAAACCUUGACUCCUGACCUUUUGACUUUGACGUUGGAACUCAUUACUUCCAAUCUCUAACCCUACGCCUCCCAUUUUCCCACUCCUUUCAUCUCACGGAAAAACCCUGCUCCCUCAGUAAUCCCCCCAUGUGAUCACGAGGGCUCAUCCAUCAAAACCUGAUGCCACUGUCACUUUUGGUGCGGCUGAAAAUGAUCAGGCUGUCGAUCCGAUGAUUGAGUUGGCUGCACCUUAGUUAUUCAUAUUCUUACUUUUUAUUGUUAUUUUAUGGCUGUGGUUGUGCCUCGGCUAAAACGAAAGGUUAUUUGUUUUCUCGCCAAAUCGAAUCGGAGAGCGUGCCCACAAUGCAAUUGUUGGGAGCAGCGCCAUGUUGGGAAUAUGAACGCACUGACGGGGAAGUGGCGCUGCCCUUCACCUUUGCCGUCCACUUUUUUUGGCGAAAAGGAGCCGAGUUGGCAGAAACGCGUGUCCUGUCUCUUCCACGCCUGUGGAAGUCUUCCGCCACCCGUGGGUUUGAUGUCAACGCAGCGCAAGAAAGCCAGUGGUGACUGCUCAAAGGGGCAACACCGCACCCACCGCAUGUGACUUUCUAAGUAUCUGUGGCUAGGCGCCUGUUGUUGAAAGCAUCGCCAAAAAACAAAAUUUAGCUGGGUUCUGUUCAGAAGCCUGCAGGCCCGAAUUGGCGAACACAUUUUCUUUUGAGAGCUACUGCACAGAUCGAAAUGCAAAACCUCUCGAUGGUUUUAUUUUUAUUGCAUUUUGGAUUUGCGAUCCGCUCCGGGAUGCAUGCCGUUGCGUUGCGUGCGCUGUAUAGCAGCAGAGGAAGGCAUUGAUAGACUUGGCCGAUGAAGUCAGGGAGGUCGCGUGGCGAAGUGGUCGUCCCGAACCCUCUCCCAUGGCUGAUGGUAGCGACACGUCAGUAGCCACUUCCUCGGCCUGCCAAUACCGCCACUCUCUUCCCCAGCCGCCUACACCUUCGCAACAGAAAAGUGCUGGGUGCUGAUCGAUCCAUGUCACAUCGACUGUGCCCCAGAUUUAGAAUCUUGCACCAAAAACUCGAAGUUGCCAAUGAUGAAAUUAUACAUUAUUUCGCCUUUUUUUUCAAAUUCCGAAUUGUUUUUGUUUUUUUACAUCAAGUCCGUCUUAAAAAAAAGAAUGUUUUUAGACCGAAGGAGUGGUGACCAUUGGUGCCGUGUGAGUUUGUGAAGGCGGUGGCACAAACGCGGGGUUUUCUCCAUUCCCGUUUCUAUUCGUGUGAGUGCAAGGGGUAGCGAAGUGUAUUAUUGCCAUGUCCGCCGUCCUUAAAUUAAUUUGCUGCAGGGCUUGCAGACUUUGUGCACCUUGUCUUUAGUGUAUGUUUCAGUUGGAAUUAGGAGUGUUUCCAACUUGGCUGUGAUUUGAAGGUUAUUGGGUUUUUUUUUAUGCACGUGGUGGCUGUUGUAGCCAUCCGGCCAAGCACACACGGCCGUUAGAACAGAGGGUGUGGAGUUCAAAUCUCGUUUGCUUUUGAUCCCUCUUGGGGGGGUCCACAAUAAAUACUACUGUGUUGGAAGUCAUUUUGGGGGAUUUCCUAUGUAUUUAAUUGCCCCUGCCACAGGAAUGUGCCAUUUGCACCCUUGGCUCAGGGUUGUAAAUGGGAGUGCCACCCCCAAUGCUUAGUUGAGCAUAAUUUUGCGUCGACUUAUGUUGCCUUUCUGACCAGUUGAAAAUCCAGUGAACAGAUCCCUCGUACCCAUAAUUUUACAGUGGUAAGGCAUGAAACGAUGUGGUUUAUUUAUAGAUUUAAAUCUUUUCUUACACUCCCGAUGGAAGCGUAGAAUAGUGCAGAAUAUAUUUUUGUUUUCCCCCGGCGUCAUGGCAUGAGAUGAAGUGUCCCGUUCGCAAUCUUGCAGAGGAGUGCGUCACCCCGUGUUCGAGAAUGCUCCAUGGAAGGAGAUAUCAUGGAAAUUGUUCUGAGAUCUUUUCCCACAAUGAAUUCUCCCAUCACAUUACAGUCAAAGCAGUACAUUUUUUAAAGUCUUAGAGCUGCGAUAUUUCAAAAUUAAGUGAAAAACAACAUUUACUUAAUAGAAUCUUGCAUUCUGUCAUUAUCGAUCGCCAUGAGACAUCAAUGCGCUUCACAUUCGAACCUGGUUUAAUCACUGCUGAGGACCUGGUUUUGAAGCUAGAUUCUCAGCAUUGCCGGCUCAGUAUUCUGACCCCCCCCCCCCCCCCCCCGAGGAACUGAUUAUUUUGUCUUCAGAUAUGUACAUAACUGGUUCACAUGACCCAUGCUGUCACGAGAGGGCUUACGUGCAACACAAUUGUGAAAUAAGAAUUCUUAAAUUGAACUGCAAACCUGAAUACGUGGAUUGUUGCAAAUUAGUAAAUAUAAAAUGAUGACAUCAUCCUUGUUAACCGUCUCUCGAUGCAUAGUCCUGCGUAAGGAUACUCGCAUGGCAAUAAAACAUCACGCCAUAGUUGAAAGCGCUUCGGUGUUCGCAGUCUCGGCAUCAUCCCCGUCUUCGGCGCCUUUCUCCACGGGAACGCCCAUUCCGCUUGAGAAGUUACGACCCAAGUGGCCACGUUUUGUUGCGCAGUCAAGGUCGUCUUGUACACGCAUUGGCCUCUCUCGGUUAAUGCGUCAGCACUUUUCUCUUGGGGGUGGGGGGGGGAUAUGAGUUGGACAAAAAAGAGGAGGCUUUUAAAAAUAAUAUUUAAAGGACAGUACUUUAAUGCAACGUCCGCUUUCCCGGGUGGGCAUGAGUGCACCCGUGGCGGCGCUUAUAAGCGUAAUCGAUGUAACGCGUGUCUGUGACCCGUCCAUAUAACCGUUUUGAGUGUGUAUCAAACACACAUAUAUACUGAAUGUAUCUCCCAAGUUUCUGUGUCGAUGGGGGAAAGCCUCUGGGGGGGUGAGGGGUUGAAAAUAAAAUAAAACGGUAUCAAUGCACUCCCAUCUCAAACUGCUGCCGCGGGUCGUGUUUGCAGACGUUGCGAAUUAACCUUGAAGACCGAUGGAAUGAGCCACGCAGCACCGUGAGCAAAUAUCAGGCCGGCUUGUUUAAUGUUUUUUCUUUAUUUGCACAAAACACAGAGGUGCAGUAAUUGCACCGUGUAGUACGUGAACUGAGAACGUCUCCCAUGGGUUAUUAGCUACAAAGAGAUACACACGAAACGCAUAGAUACAUGGUCCCGUGGAAAAUCACAGAUGGAGGAAGGCAUCGAUCUUAACGUGAUUUUUUUGUCGUAUUGUAUUAAGCACGUUGCCACUUUUCUUUGGAUGAGGUGGGGAGACUGCUGUUGAUUUCUGGGUCGGGGUGAGGAGGUCGAAAAAAUGAAGGGUGGAAUUUCCCAUUUUUUUCAUCUAUUGGUUCUUCAGGCAGGUCCGCGCCCGAGCGAUCAGUCACAUGACUAAAUCACUCUGGGAAUCGCACACCUUAAUCGCCUCUUCACACGUGAACGCCUCUGGUUGCAGAGACGGCAACGUAUAAACGAUUUGAGUUGCAUGCGACCGAGUUUCUCAACUGGCUUGUAACCCGUCUUUACACUCGCCAGAAAUGCAUUGAAUCUUGCGUGCGAGACUCGAUUCAUUUCAAUUUGUAUGUGUUGUAUUUAAUUGGUUCAUGUUACCUUGGCAGCCACGAUAGAGCAUCUAUCAGCUAUAUACAUUGCUGUACCAUUGACCCAGGAAAUAGUGGUGCAGUCUGUAGCAAAUUGUAUAGUCUGCGGCAUCUACUGAUGUCUGUAAACCUUGUCCAAACUCGCCGAAUGGAACACGUUAGUUUAGCAAUGGUAGUAAUGCAUUUAUCAUUAUUGGUUUAAAGGUUCAUGAUAUGUGGCAUAUAAUCUAGUUUGUAAUUUCUUUUUUCACGAAUCAUUUUCUAGGUAAUUGGGGUCCCAUGUGGUUGCUGCAGCCAUUAACUUAACAUUGCUACAUUCGCCUUUGUUGAAAAAAAUCUUGAACUGUGAUCCUGAAUUGUGACAAUUCAUCAUAACCUCCAAGUGGACGGGGCGGUAGUGGGCGGCAUGUAGCUCACUGCGCCUCUUAUCGGUAAAUUCAUCUUUGGUACACGGUCUUUGUCACUGCGCGAGUUUGAAUUGGAAGUGCAUUAGCCAUAUUUUGUUAUUGUUGCCAUGCUGAAUGUAAUGCGUUGAAACUUUACGUGGCUAAAUGUUAUAUUUUAGUGUUCUGUGACUGGCCUCUCCAUUGCCUUUGUCUUUGCCGACAUGACCUUGCCAGAUUUUAGAUGUCCCUGUUUUUGUUACAUUUAUUGCCGUUAACAUAACUUCACACAAGUAGAUAAAAAACAUCCGUUUCAUAUUAAUCGUACAAAUAACAUGGGCACAUUAACCAAAAAGGUACAAUUUUGGAGGGUUAAAGUAAAGCGGAAGCAAUUUACAGUGAGGCCAGGCCAGUUGUUGAAUUUAUGGAGCAGUUGAGGAAAGGGGUGUGUGCAUUCAUUCACAAAUUGCUACUUAAAUCUUUCGUGACUGCAGAAAUUCAUAUUCUUUACGUCUUUCGGUAAAGUCGCGUAGAUAGGUUCAAAGAAAACAAAAAACUACGACGUUUUGAUCGCAACACAAGCGUUCGUCAUCAGUAAGAGGUUCUCGCUUCUGUUGCGAUCGAAACGUCGUAGUUUUUUGUUAUUUCCUUUGAACCUAUCUACGUGACUUUACCGAAAUACCCAAAGAAUAUAAAUUGCUACUUGUGAUCAAUAAGCUGUGCGUUAAAAUGCCAUUGUGAUAGCUGCGCUGGCGAUUACGGAUGUGUAUUGCGAUUCUUUAGCUGUCGGGAACGCAGAUAUCACCCUGAUGCCUGGUUUAUCCUGAGGAAUACAUAUAUCACAGGCAUCGGUUGUAUCAUCCAUUGAAAUGAAUAUCCACGUGUAAAUAGGUAUUCCCGUGGUCGGUUGUGUUAUUUGUAUGGGAUAAUGGUGAUCACCGUUAGUUAAGGUCUUGGCCAUUGUAGGCAACAUGAAGCUAUUGCCACCUUGACCAGCGCCUUGUGACGGAGGCAAUCCCAACGCAUUGCCAUCCGCGACACGAGGCAGGAGCAGCCAGCAGUUGUAACGGUGUCGAGGUUUGUGAAGUCUGUAGAGCGAUUGCUGAAUGUUUACGUUGAUGUUGGAACCAAAUUUGAUGAGAGAUGAGGACUUUUAACUAGGUCUCAUGAACACCCAUGUUUGUUGAUGGCCAUUUAAUAACAAAACAAGAUACAUUGUUUUUACGGCAUGAUUUAUCGGGUUACAUUUUUCGUGAAUGCGAUGAAUUUUAAUCUUUGUUGAUUGCCAUGGUGGCCAAUUUUUUAAAUGUCUUGCAGUGUAAGUGAAAUGUUUCUUAUUUGGAAUAUCCAUUAUAAAUGAUUUUAUUCGGCCUGGCUGUCGGUACACAAAUAAAUGUAAAACACGUCAAAUAUACACGUCAGCAAGCACUGGUCUCGCGCAGAUCAUCCAAAGAGUGUUCUUGUACAAAAUGGGAAGAUGCCGGAUGCGUGAUCGCAGAUAUAAGCUUCAGGGCUCUGCUGGUUAGUGAUGUAACAGGGUGCCAACAUUGUAAGGAUAUUCAUAUCCUGACCAUACAGUUUCAUUUGAAAUCGUACAUGCAUGUGUACAGUCGUUUGGUCAAUUCACUGCUGAUUGAGGGCCUUCCCCCAUGCAGUGUCGUUUGUGAGGGCUUAUUUGACCAUACUUUACCCCAAAAAUUAAUAGCUCUUGUCCUGCAGAUACUUAAGCACAUCCUUACCCUUGCUUAGAGAAUUUUGCAGCUUCAUUAGGAAACUUCUUUAUGAAAACAAAACAAUUUUGAGCCACUUGCAAGGGUGCCAUGGUCGUGGUGUACAUCACAGUUUUUGUGCUUUAUCGUCUUAAUAUUUCACUAUCGUGAUGUCACUUUUGAGUGCUGCAGUGGAAACCUUGAAAGUCAAGUUAAAGUCCCAUUAAAGUUUCAAACUUUUGUCAGACAGCUAAGAUAUACAUCUUCAACAUUUAAGUUAUUUGGGUUUUUUCUGGUUCAGUUUGUAAAAGGAUCGCUGUACCAUCUUUAUUAACCGUGGCCGCGGCAGCAGCAGGAGCAAUGCGGAUGUGAGUCAUUGUGUAAAACUUCGUAUUUCUCUUAUUAAUGUUGACAACAUGCAGCACCUGGCUUUUUGGGAGUUUUUUGUUGCAUAUGUGAUGUCAUCGGCAUUCCUCCUCCCGUCGUCGCAACAAUUGUCAAGUUUAUUCUCUUAUUGGUUAAAACCCCUGGUUCUCCCUCCCCAUCCCUGUGCACAUUCAAAAUGUAUAUUGCCUGCAAAGUGGGCCAUGCCGCAGCUUGCAUCCCUUCCUGUAAGGCUGCAGGGUGCAACCCUUGGGAUUGAGAACCCGCUGGAUUGCAGCAUUCGAAGUGUGCACUGUUGACCCUGCGAACUUCGACUCAUUCGGCUCGAGCGGUUGAGCCAGACCUGACAAAAUUAUGCUGAAGGGACGAUGCUUUAGUACAUGUUUAAUGCUGCAGGUCGUAAAAGCUUUUUUUUUCCACAUGUAUUUGUUUUUUAAUGGAAUUAUUGCCGACAGGAGAGAGAAAAAAAAAUGUCAAGGCAAAAAGUAAAGAGCGAGUGUGGCCUCAUCAUGGACACCAAUCUGUUUUAUUCUAGCAAAUACGUUUUGACGGGUUAGGGCCAGCCAUGACCCGAGCGUAUCACCUAUGAAUUUCAGAUUGUUUAGUUGAUUUACGUCGGAUUAUUUAGGUCAAAUCAAAGCCAUCUUCAUUACUUAUUGAAAACAGAAUUGUCAAAUAAUGCACGCUGAGGUCCUGAAAGAGAACUUGCCUUUUAAAAUACCAUCGCGGGCCACAACGUAUUCCAUAAAUGGUUUUUGUUUUUUUUCUACCUGCUGAGAAAUGUAUCAUACAUGUUCUCUGGGAAUUUAAUGUGGGUGGGUUUUAAUCUGUCCAUGCAGUGGAACCGAAACACUUCGCGCCUUGACGUACAUUAUUUGAUGGUGAUCUUCUGCAGAAGUUAUCACUGCUCGAUUGGGAUUCUAACUCAUUGGAGUGAACAUGAGCUUUUAAAAUGUACGAUAUGUAUUGUAAGUGACAGGCAGAUGAACCACUAGCAUAACUGCCCACAACGGCCACUCAGACCAACAGUCACUCGUAGCUUAAAGACAAAUUCCCACGUGUUUAAAGAUUUACUUGAGAUGAUGUAAUGUUGAUGUCCUGUUUAUUAUUAUUACUACUGUGUUAUGCACGCCUGUUUAUGAAUGAUACUUCACACUCUCCCUUACCUAGUGCAGAUUUGUAUAUUGGGAUUUUUUGUAGUUGCUGCAUCAGCAUUUUUUUCAUUUUUUUUGUUCACAAGUACGUAAAUGAAAUAAAGAUGCCAUUAACGAUUA